AUGUGUCCCUUGGCUCCUGGCCCAUCGGUGCUCGAUGUCGGGCAUCCGGACAUUGGCCACCAUUUCCGCGCGUCUCUCGCGGAUUACCAGCCGGCCGCCGUGGCCCAACGUCUUGCGGCACGACUGCCUGCCGAAUGUCCGAGUGCCACGACCGCCGAUGGCCCCCGGACGCCGGCCGCACGGCGCCGACUCCGACGCAAGCUCCUCCAUCGGGCGGCAUCCACCGCGAAGCAGCAGCAGCAGCAGCAGCAACAGCAGCAAGAUGCCACCAGCCCGCCGGUGGUUAUGACGUACGCUGGUGCGGCGCACGCUUGGCCCGAUGGCAUUGUCUAUCGGUAUCCCCAGCCGACAGCCGCGAUUGUUGGCCGCAUGGCCGCCGCAAUUGCCUCCCUGCCUCGGCUUUAUGUGCAAGUUUUACACCUGAUGAAUGUGAUGAAUCUCCCCCCGCCCUUUGAUCUGGAUUCAAGUCCCGUGUGCUUGGACCCGGCGCUGGCGCCGACCGGCUUCCCCCCGGUCUAUGAGGAUGUCCUCGAGGCGGCGCGCGUCGGCGUGGCCAAGCGCCAGCGCGGCCUCGACUCCGAUGAGUCGGAGCUCGAAUCCGACGAGGAGGACACGCCUCACGCGCGGCCCAUCGCUCCGGCAGCUCGACCGUCGACGCGGCUUGCGCAGCCCAAAAGGAAGACGACUGUCUCCGGGCCCGCAUCGACACCCGCCCCCGCUGCCGUUGCUGCCGAUGCCUCCUCCACUCCUGUCCCUGUCCCCCAUGAUGAGCCUCUGGCCAGUAAGGCCGCGGCCUCCCCUCGAGCCUCAACCCCCCCUCGCCAGGCGAGACCUCCAAAUCCCCCCCAGGCCCAGGGGCCCACCUUGACACCGACCGCACCCGCCAAGCCGCUUGCCGGGUCGAAUCCCGCUUCAGCUGCCGGGUCUGACAUGCCUAAAGCCCCGGCUGAAGGCUCCGAGGCAGCUCCCCUCGUGGCCUCCAGCCCCGCGGUGCCGCGGGCUGCCCCCAUCGCCACAGCCCCAGCCUCGGCUGUUCAGUCAGCCAUCGAGGCGAUCACCACCCGCGAAGAGCUCCUGGCCAUGAAGCUGCCUGUUGAGCAGCUGACCCGCGAUUAUCCCCGGAUCUUUGGCCGGUCAGCUCCGCCUGGUGCCGCGGGGGAGGCCGCCGCGCCGGCCACCUCGCGACUGUUCUUGAAAAACCUCCACCGAUCAGUCAACGAGACGCUCCUCUCACAUCUAAUUGACAUCAGCCUGUCGGGCCUGCCGAGCGCCUCUGACCGUCGAUACUCCCUUCGGGUACUGGAAAAACGCAUGCGCGGCCAGGCCUUCGCCAACUUCGAGUGCGAGCUUGCCGCCCAGCAUGUCCGACACGAUCUGUACGGGCUUGCCCUUGGGGACAAGCCUCUUUGUGUGGACUUCGGCAAGUAG
Molecule: messenger RNA, 1428 nt
Organism: Fonticula alba
Lineage: Eukaryota; Rotosphaerida; Fonticulaceae
Exons: 4
Coding region: 1-1428 (475 amino acids)
Biological process (GO): mRNA splicing, via spliceosome
Cellular component (GO): U12-type spliceosomal complex
Molecular function (GO): pre-mRNA intronic binding; U12 snRNA binding
Source: RefSeq, a predicted model, not a curated record